Messenger RNA from Aspergillus wentii DTO 134E9, 823 nucleotides. RefSeq lists its product as uncharacterized. NCBI's taxonomy places the organism in Eukaryota, Fungi, Ascomycota, Eurotiomycetes, Eurotiales, Aspergillaceae. The record is from RefSeq and is a predicted model, not a curated record. The coding region runs from base 62 to 724 and encodes 220 amino acids. The transcript has a single exon.
CAACAACAUUAGAACAUGUUCGAGAAAAUCCAUCUCUCUGCUUCCAUACAAACACCACAUCAUGUCCCCACCAACCCACCACCUCUCCAUCAACAUCUACGGCCGCGGCGAUGCAACCCUCGGAGACGGACCCUCCCACAUGGGCAUCGCCAUCUACGAGCAGGGCUCAUCCACCUGCGAAAUGCACCACAUCCGCAAUCCCACCGACCAAGACUUCAUCUACGACCCACGGCCUCAACCACUCGAAGACCCAGUGCUAAAGGGUCGCUGCGAGCUUGCCUCGCUCUCUGAUGAACAACGGAUAGAUGCCAGCGCUCUCCUCACCUCAUUUGGAAAGAACGAAUCCAACAUCCCUGAAUUUGGGGUUGGGAAUUGUCAGGAUUGGGUCGCUGCGGCUGUUGGCGUGCUUGAACGAGUUGGUCUUGUUGGUUCUGGGGAGGGUGGAUUCUGGAGAGGAAUGGUUAAUAAGAGUGCGGAGGAGAUGAAAAGCGAGUGUCUUCGGACGGGGAGGAGGUGGAUAGAUGGUCCCGAGUUGGUGUUUGAGGGGGAUCCAGAUGCUCGGUUUGGGGAUGAGGGGGAUGAGGCCAGGCCUGUUGGGAAGCUGGGGAAUAAUGAGGCUUUUCUGAGGAUGAAGUCGCUUUUUGGGGAGAGAAAGGAUGGAGAGAGUCAAGAACGGCCGUUUUACGUAUCGAGUCCGUUUUUUAGUAAGAUGGAGAAGGAGUGAUAUAAAUUUCUUAUAUUCAAAGCAAGAUACUAUCUAUCCGAGCCAAAAUAUUUCAUACCUAGACAUUCCAAGCAUACCAAAACUCACCACAAGCGUCAU